Molecule: messenger RNA, 2673 nt
Organism: Coprinopsis cinerea okayama7#130
Lineage: Eukaryota; Fungi; Basidiomycota; Agaricomycetes; Agaricales; Psathyrellaceae
Product: Ap3d1 protein
Exons: 11
Coding region: 1-2673 (890 amino acids)
Biological process (GO): protein targeting to vacuole; Golgi to vacuole transport
Cellular component (GO): endosome membrane; membrane coat; AP-3 adaptor complex
Source: RefSeq, a predicted model, not a curated record
AUGUGGGAGAGAACCCUCCAAGACCUCAUCCGGGGGCUCCGGGCCAACAAGAAGGAUGAGGCCAGGUUCAUCGCAAAGGCUGUCGAGGAGAUCAGGCAGGAGAUCAAGUCAGAGGACAUGGAACUGAAGGCCGGAGCUGUUCUCAAGCUAACCUAUACGAUUGUAUACUUAGAUCCAGACGAAAUCUGGCAGCUUGACAUGCUCGGCUACGACAUGAGCUGGGCCUCUUUCCAUGUUGUGGAGGUUAUGUCCUCACCAAAGGCACAUCUCAAGAGUGUUGGAUAUUUGGGUGCUGUCCAAUCGUUCAAUGAGGACACCGACGUCCUCAUGUUGACCACCAAUCUGCUGAAGAAGGACCUCAGCUCUAAUCCUACAGACGUCGCCAUUACAUUGAAUGGUUUCUCUCAUAUCGUCACUCCAGACCUGGCCCGAGACCUGGCCCCAGAGAUUAUUGCCAUGCUCACCCACUCGCGACCACACAUACGGAAACGGGCGAUUAUCGCUGUUUACAAACUCAUGGUAAAAUACCCCGAAGUCACGCCUCAAGCGCGACCGCGUCUCGAGGAACGCCUCGAGGACACCGAUCCGUCCGUUGUUGCUGCCUGUGUCAACGUACUGUGCGAGCUCGCUCGGCAGAAUCCACAGGACUACCUAUCCCUUGCCCCUCAACUAUUCCAUCUGUUAACCACCUCGUCAAAUAACUGGAUGUUAAUCAAGAUCGUCAAACUGUUCGGAUCCCUAUGCCCUCACGAACCUCGUUUGGUGAAGAAGUUGCUCAACCCCAUAACCGAGCUCAUCACCACAACUCCCGCCAUUUCGCUUCUGUACGAAUGUGUUCACACUUGUAUCAUCGGCGGCAUGUUGCAAGGAUCGAACGGCGCUUCGUUGGCGAAAACUUGCGUCGCUAAACUGGCCGCCUUUAUCGAAGAUACGGACCAGAACCUGAAAUACAUUGCUCUCCUUGCUAUGACCAAGAUUGUCCCAAGCCAUCCGCAUCUAGUCGGAGAAUACCGCGACACCAUCCUGGCGAGCGUUAGCGAUCAAGAUAUCAGCAUACGGAUGCGUGCGCUUGACUUGGUCACAGCUAUGGUGGACCAAAGUAACCUCCAAAGCAUUGUUCAACAGCUAUUGACACACCUCGUACCCAACACUGAGCUGCCCUCCGCUGUACGGUCUUUGCAAGAAUCGGCUGAAGCGUCGGCUCCGAGGUCAUCAACCGCGGCUCCUCUCACACCCGCCUAUCGGCUUACCCUGGCAGAGAGGAUUCUGGAGAUGUGUUCAGCUUCGAUGUACGAGAACGUUACCAACUUUGAGUGGUAUGUCUCGGUCAUGGUUGACCUUGUCCAUGUGUCCAACGUCAAGAUCGGCGCUCAAAUCCGCGAUCAACUGGUGGAUAUUGCUUGCCGAGUGCGGGGUGUUCGUCCUUAUGCCGUGAAGGUGCUAUACACACUGUUGGCAGACGAUGCUUUGUUGCAGAAUGCUCAUGACGAGCGUUCUUGCUCGGAAGCUUUGUGGGCAGCGGCUUGGAUAUGUGGCGAGUAUUGCAGUGAACUCCUAGAGCCUCAGAAGCUCAUCCCAUAUCUCCUGCAACCGGAGGUAUCCAACUUGACCCCCGAUAUUGUGGCUGUCUAUAUCCAAGCUACAGUCAAAGUCUUUGGCACAUGGGCAGCCGAAUUGGGUGAACAGUGGGACGAUGACCGUCUUCCAGAGCUUCAGGAGAUUGUACAGGCGAUCAAGUCGCGAAUGGAGGAACUCGUUUCUAAUUCAAAUGUUGAGGUGCAGGAACGGGCAUCCAAUGCGUUGGAACUGUUCACAUUUAUCUCUGCGGAUCUGAAGAGCUGGAAGCCCCAAACCCAAGCAGGUCCAUCCACGGUGGAAGGGUUUAACGCCGACGCUCCCGCGUUCCCCAAGUCGCUCUAUCUCAUUCAGCCCUUGAUCUCCGUGCAUGAACUCAACCCAGUGGCAGAGACUGCCCAGUCGUGUGUCCCGGUUCCUGAAGGCUUGGAUCUCGAUGAAUGGUUUGUCGCACCACCACCAGAACCUGUCAUGGAGGAACGCCCCAUGGGCGAGAAGAAGAAGAGGGCGAAGAAAGGGAAGGAGAAACAGGACAGUGGAAAGAAAUCGGACAAGAAGAAGAAGAAGGGGAAGGAAGUGGACAUCAACAGUGGCGACAUUCUCACACCAGUGUACGACGAGAAUGAGACUCCAGAAGAUAUUGAGGAACGCGAGCGCCGCAAGGCCGAACGACUAGCCCAAUUGAGGGACGACCCAUACUACAUCUUGGAUGAUAAACCCAAGAUAGCCGCCCAUGAUGUGGACUCCAUUCCGGUGGUUCGAUUAGAUGAUGUGCCUUCUCUGAACACUCGUUCCGCUGAUGAACGUUUGGUGUCCUUACGAGUAUCAUCUCAUUCUUCCGGUUCUCAAUCUUUUGUCAUUGACCGAAAUGGGGAAAUGCCCAAAGGUGCAACGAGUUCGAGGCCGUCCCAAACACCACCGCAGAAGCCGGGCACCCCACAAACGACAUCGGGGACCAAUUCGCCAUAUCCUGCAGUCCUCUCCUCGUUUCCCCAGUACGACGUACCUGACAGUGACAUUCGGACGGCGACACCCGAACCUAUCAAAGUUGUUCGAGCGAAGAAGGGAGCAGGGAAGAAGAAGCGGACAAAGACGUAG